Cavia porcellus (domestic guinea pig) is the source of this 3849-nucleotide messenger RNA. RefSeq names its product IQ motif and ubiquitin domain containing (gene Iqub). The transcript is spliced from 13 exons. Lineage: Eukaryota; Metazoa; Chordata; Mammalia; Rodentia; Caviidae. The coding region runs from base 320 to 2704 and encodes 794 amino acids. Gene Ontology annotation, biological process: cilium assembly. Gene Ontology annotation, cellular component: motile cilium; acrosomal vesicle. The record is from RefSeq and is a predicted model, not a curated record. Gene Ontology annotation, molecular function: protein binding.
GCCGGCAACAGACGCUCCCCGCGAGGGCCGGCAGCUUGCGGGGAGCUGGGGAACCGCCUGGUACGCGGGGCUGCGUUUCUCAGCAGGUAGGAGGCCGAGUCGGGCUGCCUUUGGCCGGCCGCCUAUCCCAGCACUGAGCUGGUGACUCCAGUCGGCCCGGUUCUGGGCUGCUGGGCCGCUGAAGAACUCUAGCCUGGGCUUUCAAAGUCCCGAAAACCGCUCCUGCUCUAGCUCCGCCUCUGAUUUGGGAUUCCGAAGCUGCAGUUCGGAGCUGGGAGGUGUGCAUCGCCUCUCACCCUGAGUGAAUAUCCCGAGAAAAAUGUCUAAUCAAGAGGAGCAGUUGAAUACUCAAGACACAGUUGAUUUAAUAGAAGAAAAUGAUGAAGCUGUUGAUAUUAUCAAUAUCCCAGUUCCCUCAGAUGCACUGGAAGAAUCAGAACCAACUGAAGAAAAUAGAUCUGAAGCAGAACAGUUCAGUGCAGAUCGUGAAACACCUGAAGAGCAAAGUCACCGGAGUGUCACAAGUCUGGAAUCUAAUGAAGAACAAUUCUCGGAAGAGGCUGUGUCCCCAGGACAAGCUUCCAGUUUUCUGAGCCAUGAGGAAGAGCAGCAUGCAAUGGAGCUGGAUGAACAGAAUCUAAGUUAUGAAAAUCUGGCUUUUCUGGAUAAAAUAAGGGCUCUGAGGCAGUCUUUGAAAAUAUCAAGUAAAGAGUCUUCAGCACAAGUAAAAGUUGUACUUAUUCCUGUGGGUCAGGAAACUAUAAUAUUUUUUAAGGUUGAUACCAUUUUAAAAUAUCUUGUGGAUCACUUUUCAAGAUUAUUAGCUAUCCCAGCUUCUGAAUUGCAGAUACAUUGUGCAGGUAAAAUUCUUAAAAAUAAUGAGACUCUCAUACAACAUGGAAUUAAGCCACAGGAAAGUGUACAACUGGAAAUCUCUUCUCUAAAUCCAGAUCUGUAUCCCAUCAAAAGAAUACCUAAGUUAAAUGAUGUCUCUCAAAUCAUAAGUGUCAUUGUACAAACUGGCACUGAUCAGUUCCAAGAGGUCAUUGUUCACAUUGUAAAAUCUGACUUUCAUAAGCCAUUUCUUGGUGGAUUUAGACAUAAAAUAACAGGAAUAGAAUAUCACAAUGCUGGAACACAAACUGUACCUAAAAAGAUUCCUGAAAAGCUUAAUAUAUUUUGUAGGGACACACAGACAGUUUUUGAGAGAAAAAAGAUCCAACAAACUGCAAAUACAACAUCCACACAAAUGACUAAAAUUGGUGUGUAUGUAUCAAACAUCACAGAUAAACUUAAAACACCAGGAAAGUAUUUUUCAGCGGCAGAAUACCAUGCUUGGAGAUUAAAGGUGGUCAUUGUAAUACAGACUUACUACAGACGAUGGCAUGCUAAACUCUUCACAGAGGAUUUAAGAAGACAGAAAAGGUUGAGGUUGGAAUGGGAAGCACAAGAAGAACUAAGGAAAAGAAAAGAAAAAGAAGAAUGGAUGCAACUAGACUAUUACCGAAGGCAUAAUCCUAAAACAAAUGAAGAUUUUGAACUUCUUUAUAAUGCACUGGAAUUCUGGCGGAAAGAAGAACUUGCACGCAUUAACCAGUAUCUUACUGGAGCAGAAAGGAAAGCUGCUUUAUGCGAACUUUUGGAAAAAGAAACCCAGAUAAUUGCCUCCAUUGGGAGACACAGACACAUAGCUCGUAUGGCAACCCAGGAAGAAGAAAUACAAGCUUUUUUGGAUAAGUGUUCAAGUCCAAAGGUGUGGAGAAGAUUUGAUGGCAAAAUAGUUGAGAUGGAUACACAAUUCACAAUCAGAGCCAGAGAGUUGCAAAACAUCUAUAAAUGCAUCAAGCUACAAAAUAUCUCUCAAGAUGAGCGAUUGGAUAUACUUUUAACACUUAAGCACACUGUGAAGGAACAUGAAUGUGAACUGACCCAGGAAAUCCUAGAAUUGGUUGACAGAGAAGUUGACCUUAUGAUGAGAGGAGUCAAACCUGAGAACCUUGAAGGACUCAGAAAAAGAAUUGCAACACUGUUUUUUCAUUAUAUCAAAAUACCUAUGUUUAAUCCCGAAGCUGCUAGAUACCUUAAGAUCCCUCAAGACCCACUGAAGUUUUAUAAGAAGAUUUACUUUUGCCGCAGUUGCCAGCUGUACCUGCCUUCUACAGAAUUUGCUGUGUCCGCGACCUCACGCCACGUGUACAAGUGUCGUAGCUGCGUUAACCUUGAGAAUGAGGCAAGACGACGAGAGUCAUUUUUGAAAUAUAAAUGCUUACUUCGGCGGCUCUACUCUUCAGAAGCCAAUUACGACGACGAUGCUCAAAUCGCGUUCUUGAUGCAGCUCCAAGAUAUUCAAUACUUGAUAGAGAACAUCUGGGCAUCCCAGUCUGUGCUCAGUGCCUGGGACGAUCUCAAUGACCUGGUCAUGGUUAGAUGGGAUAAGUCCUUGGAGUGGUCCCCUUGGAAUUGCAUUCUUCUCACCAAAGAUGAAGCAGCUGCUCAUCUCAAGCUAGAGAGUAUUGAAAAGGGAUAUAAACCUCUGUUUGUUCACAAAGUCAAACACAAACAUAUUCUGGCUAAGAACUACUUCUGUCAGAUCCCAGUGCUGGCAUCAUUUAUAGUUGAUGAUGGCGAAAUAGAAGAGAUCAGAAGUAAAUAUCAUGUGGAUACAGCACCAAAAAUUAUACAGAUCCAGAAGUCCUGUCCUUAGAGGAUCCAGAAAUAUUUGUUUGAUGAUACGAAAUUUUGUUCACUGCUGAUAGAGUAAUACAGAGUUCACAUGAUAUGGAAAUUUUUUCUGGUUUUUUGUAGUAUUAUAAAUUAUAUGAAGAGAAAACAACCCUAUAUGGAUAGUUGAUUGUUAGGCAGUUAAGUGUUAAGUUGAACUGCAGUAUCAUUACUGAAAUUAACAGGUAAAAGAAGACAUUUUAUUUUUACAUAUUUCCCACACUUAAAUUUUUUAAACAUUUAAAUCUUUAUACUUAAAAUAGAAACAUAAAGCAAUCCUACUCCCAACUUUCAAUAUAAUUAAUCUCUUUAAAAUAAAAUAUAAUUGCAGGAGAGUAGUUAGUAUAAGAAUGAGAAGAAAUGUAGAGUUCUCUCUUGAAAACCUGUACAUGUAGGUUAAAAGACUAUAUUUUAGUGCAUGGAUUUGAAUAUUUGCCUUUUAUUCUCUGCAUUAGCCUUGUACCCUUCUCAUAUUUCAAUAAAACAACAAAAACUAUUUUAAAAAAACACCAAAAUCUUCCUUCUAUGCUAGGAGGCAGGAUAAACUGUGGAACUCUUGUCCUGUGAGGAGAGGAAGCUCUCUGGGGCAACACUGAAACUAUGCCAAAAGAAUAAACUUGAUCAAGUCAACUAUAAUAACAUCCUUCUCAAUAAACCAAGGAAUAACCUUGACUAUGAAUCUGCCAGGCACCUGUGAUGGUGAAUAAUGGUGACCAAUUGGUCUUAACAGGAAAGAGAUGGCACACUCAAACAGCGUAAAUCAAGAGUGCUUUAUUUACAAAAGGGCUUAUCUUAAAUUGUGUGCAGUAUGUAAACUAAAGGAAUAGCAUAGGCAUUCAUAGCUGAUAUCUUAUUUGCCAUAACUGCCUCUGGUUUUAAAUAAACUUGGGGAGAGAGAAGUCUGAGAACCCAGAAAUAUAGGAUAAAGUAGAUAAUUAUGAUCAGUGAUGAGUUGUCAAGGGAACAGCCAAUCUUGGGGAAACAGAAAAAAAAAAUACCCAAUUUCAUCCAUCUUCCUGCUUCUACUCUCCUGCUUGGGUUUCCCAUUGGCAGAACCCAAAAGGAAAGCAGAAAUCAUAAUUCGUAUGGCUUCCAGAAAAAGAGCAAAGUAGAAAAAAGGUGUAGUAG